This is a messenger RNA of Ceraceosorus guamensis, 914 nucleotides long. RefSeq lists its product as hypothetical. Bases 222 to 758 code for a protein of 178 amino acids. The record is from RefSeq and is a predicted model, not a curated record. NCBI's taxonomy places the organism in Eukaryota, Fungi, Basidiomycota, Exobasidiomycetes, Ceraceosorales, Ceraceosoraceae. The transcript is spliced from 4 exons.
CGAUCCGGCGAUCCGUGUUGUUCCCAUCCCGCACAUCGUCUGCAGAGAGGGGUCGAAGCACUUUGCAAUUUGUUGCAUGGCAUUGAUGAUCUGCGUAUGGUUUUGAUCCUCACUCGUCCUCACCAUCUAGCUCAUCCCUUACCGCUUGAGAAGCUUGCAAUCCUCCUUGCUCUCCGUUGCCCUUCACCGUCUGCUAUACCACACUCUCGGACCAUUUCAUCAUGCGUGCCUCGCCCAUCUCCUUCCUCCUUUCCGCCUUGCUCCUCUGUCUUGCUGCUGUGAGCGUUCAGGCAGCCACUUGCGACAACAAGUGCAGAGAGCGUGGUCUAGCAGCCUACAUCAAAGCCAUCGUCAGUCACAAGAAGGAGGAUGCGGAUGCCAUACCCUUGAAGGAUCCCUUCGCUCGCUUCGAGUUCUCAGUCAUUCAAUGGGCUUGGUCCAUUCCAGACCGCCGCUUCUGCCGCCGAGCUCCGCCGGACCACGCAGCUCGGAGCGAGCACGUUGGCCUACAAAUCUUCCGAGAUCAAGUUCACCCAUUACAACAAUCAGACCGUUCGCGGAGAGUAUGUGCUGAGCAUCGGCCUGCUCAGUGGCGUCGUUCCCAUCACCACCACUGCUACCACCACGUAUGCCAACUUCGACGGCAAGAACAUCCAGCGCAUCGACAUAUACACCCAAUCUCCGGCUCCAAAGUGAACAUGCCCCCCGUCUUUGCGGUCCGUCAUGGGAAGUCACGCGUAGUCUGUGCCUCAAACUAAUCGCUACCUGAUACGCGGCCGACCGAGUUUGCCUUGGAGGCGCAGAAGCCCACCCCUUUCCCUCUUUUCUCUAUGCGCACUCGAGUAUGACAGUGCUAUGUAUCUGAUUAUGCUUCGGGACAAAGAAUGUGGUAUGUACACGGUUUUGAGCCUUCU